Microdochium trichocladiopsis is the source of this 900-nucleotide messenger RNA. Its product is annotated as P-loop containing nucleoside triphosphate hydrolase protein. The record is from RefSeq and is a predicted model, not a curated record. The coding region runs from base 1 to 900 and encodes 299 amino acids. Gene Ontology annotation, molecular function: sulfotransferase activity. Gene Ontology annotation, cellular component: cytoplasm. Gene Ontology annotation, biological process: sulfation. The transcript has 2 exons. Lineage: Eukaryota; Fungi; Ascomycota; Sordariomycetes; Xylariales; Microdochiaceae.
AUGCCCGUCAAGACCCGCGAGGUGUACAACCACCACCAGAACUCAGAGGCUUGGAACGACUUCCCCUUUCGCCCUGACGACAUUGUCAUCUCAACGUACGGCAAGUCGGGCACAACCUGGGUUCAGCAAAUCGUCGGGCAGCUCACACAGAAAGGUGACCCGAGCGUCGCGCCUGGCCUCCUGUCGCCAUGGGUCGACCUGCGCAUCAUUCCCAAGGAGGCGUUGCAUGGCAUGGUCGAAGCCCAGACACAACGGCGCUUCUUGAAGACCCAUCUUCCCCUGGAUGCCCUCGUCUGGAAACCGGACGUCAAGUACAUCUUUGUCGCCCGGGAUGGCCGCGACAUGAUCUGGAGCACCCACCAUCAUUUCUCAAUCGCCACUCCGGCAUUCUGGCAGCUCAUCAACGACACUCCGGGCCGAGUAGGGCCCGCUUAUCAGCCGCCUACCCCCAACCCGCGGGAUCUAUUCGUCGAUCUGGUCGAGGACGAUUCACGGGGCAGCCUGCCGUGGCCAUUCUGGAGCCACACCCGUCAAUGGUGGGACGCGCGGGACCAGCCGAACCUGUUGCUCGUCCACUUUAACGACCUCAAGAAGGACCUUCCGGGAGAGAUGCGCCGGAUCGCGGAGUUCCUCGAGGUUCCAGAUUUGACCGAGCAGCAGUGGAAAGAUGCCGUCGAGCAUUGCACGUUCGCGUGGAUGAAGGAGCAUGCUGAGAUGUCGUCCCCGCCGCAGGCGGAUAUUGCGUUUGAUGGAGGUGCUAAGAACUUCAUCAACAAGGGCACCAACGGUCGCUGGUCGGAUGUCCUGUCGGACGAGGAUAAUGCCAAGUAUCUGGCGAAGGCCAGGGAAGAGUUGGGCGAGGAGGGUGCGCGAUGGCUAGAGAAGGGGCGCCUGGCUUGA